Messenger RNA from Daldinia loculata, 904 nucleotides. RefSeq lists its product as uncharacterized. Lineage: Eukaryota; Fungi; Ascomycota; Sordariomycetes; Xylariales; Hypoxylaceae. The coding region runs from base 234 to 701 and encodes 155 amino acids. The record is from RefSeq and is a predicted model, not a curated record. The transcript has 2 exons.
CAAAGUCCAACUGGGCUUGGGAAAAUCCAAUUGGUCAAUUGCAAUUAGAUUCUCCUCCCCCUUACAUACUGCCCUUACUUGCCAUCAAGGUUCUAUGGAACAUUAACAUUAACAUUAACGGAACACGUAGUUACCUGUUAUUAUUUCUUGACUCCUCCCUUGCUAGUUAGCAUUACUCUUUAGCAUUCAUUAGCAAUAUAUAAUUUCAACAUUACCAACACCAAGGCGAGCAGAUGGCCCCGCGUCAAUCUGUCCUCCCGCUCGCCUACCGAGCUUUCUUCCUUAUUAUCGAACCUAUAUCCGCCCUCGUAGGUGCCUUCUUUGCGCACUUCCGACAGGAUGAAUAUCUCUCGAUGACAAUACAUGCCGAGACGCCGGUUCCUCUCGGGACGUCCGUCGUUCUCUCGCAGCUCGCCAACCUCUACCUACUGUUCGCGCUUAACGAGGCUCUGGUACUACGGUCUACGGGCGAUCUCCGGGUGUGGCGAACGGUGCUGUUCGUCUUAUUAGUCGCCGACUUCGGUCACCUCUACUCCGUGAGCGGGUUAGGAUCCUGGGUCUACUGGGACGUGACGCGUUGGAAUCCUAUCGAUUACGGGAACGUCAUGUUCGUAUAUUUGGGCGCGUCGAUGAGGAUCGCGUUUCUCACCGGAGUUGGGCUGGGGGUAUCAUCCCCGGCAAAGACGAAAAAGGCGGCUUGAGGAGUCUUCUUCAAAGUUGUACCUUUACUACUAUCCCAACAAUAUCAAUCAUAAGCCUUCUAUCUCGGUACUAUCUUCUAGCUCGGUACUAUGCCCCAACAACCAAGGCCGAAUAUGUUUCCUUUUCAAAGAGGUCUUACAAAACAUUUGGAACCCACAAUAAUUCCUUUCGAAUCACUCGUGAUACAACUUCUAUGACUAGG